AUGCAAGAGUCCUCGCUGGUGCCAGCAUGCAUCGUCAGCCCUCUGUGGGCGCAAUCCGUCUCGACGGCCGUGUCGAUCCUGUCUGAGAAUGAUUGCCCAUUCGCCAUCCGAGGCCAAACACACGCCCCCGCCGCGGGCUUCGCCAACAUUGACGGCGGUGUUACGCUCGACAUGACUAGCCUCGCUAGCGUGUCCCUCAAUGCCGACCGUAGUGUGGUGUCCGUGGGCGCGGGAUCCUCCUGGCUCUCCGUCUACUCCUACCUCGACCCGUUCAACCUCACCGUCGCGGGUGGGCGGAACGGCGCUGUGGGCGUGGGCGGCCUGACGCUGGGCGGGGGGAUAUCUCACUUCACGGCCCGCGUGGGCUGGGCAUGCGACAACGUGGUCAACUUCCAGGUCGUGCUGGCUUCGGGGGCUCUUGUCGACGUCAAUGCCACAUCUCAUCCGCUCCUGUUUCGCGCGCUGAAAGGAGGCGGCAACAAUUUCGGCGUCGUCACGAGGUUCGACCUAGCAACCAUCCCGCAGGGCGACAUUUCGGUCACGACCCUGAGCCACGCGGUUGCCGAGCGAGACAGCGUCUUUGACGCCUUCACCAACUUGACGACCGCCUCGCCCUUCGACCCCUACAUCUCCCUCGUCACGGGUCUUUUGUUCAACGCCACGAGCAAGGCGUGGACGCUGAGUAACUCGGCGGUGUACACGGCGCCAAACCCUGACCCGCCGGCUUUUCGCGGACUGAAAGCCAUUCCCAGCCUGUCCAACACGACGAGAGUGACAAAUCUGUCCGCGUUCGCGAACGAGACCCCAACGCCACCUUUGAACUGGCUCUUCUGGACAGGCACGUACGCCGCCUCCACCUCGCUCAUGUCGCAGACCUUUGAUACCCUCAACACCAGCUUCUACAACUUCACCGUCCCCGGCGGCGUGGUAUGGAGCAUCGCCUUCGAGCCACUCCCGACAAUCAUAUCCUCUUAUGCUUCAGCCAAGGGAGGAAACUCUCUCGGGACGUCGCCCGCCGACGGGAACGCAUAUAUUCUCCUCAUCUCCGCGCUGUGGCCGAACAGGUCUUCCAACAGCGUCGUGGAGCAGACCGCGCGGUCUGUCGGUGCACAGAUUGACGCUCUCGCCGCGGGCCAGGGUAUGCUGCACCGAUUCCGGUACCUCAACUACGCGGAUCCGAGUCAGAGUCCCUUGCGGAGUUUUGGCCCGCAGAAUUUCGCGAGACUGACCCGUGCAAGUCGAGCGUAUGAUCCGCAGGGUGUCUUUCAGAAUAAUGUCCCGGGUGGUUUCAAAUUGGUCUGA
Fonsecaea multimorphosa CBS 102226 is the source of this 1302-nucleotide messenger RNA. RefSeq lists its product as uncharacterized. The record is from RefSeq and is a predicted model, not a curated record. Lineage: Eukaryota; Fungi; Ascomycota; Eurotiomycetes; Chaetothyriales; Herpotrichiellaceae. Bases 1 to 1302 code for a protein of 433 amino acids. Gene Ontology annotation, molecular function: FAD binding; oxidoreductase activity. The transcript is spliced from 2 exons.